AUGGGUACUAUCGCAAAUGGUAAUGAUUCCCAAUCAGAUAUUUCAUAUGAACCUAUUAUUGCUAAUCAUAAAAGAGCUCCAGUAUGGUUAGGAGUUAUUAUUGCUUUUGCAUACUCCAUGGUCAUUAUUUUUGGUGCUUUUGGAAAUAUUUUGACAAUUUUUAUUGUUUUAAGAAACAAAAGUAUGAGGACUGUUCAAAAUUUUUUUAUCAUUAAUUUAGCAUUAGGUGAUUUUAUGAUUUGUACAAUCACUGCGCCAAUAACAUUUUUUAAUAUUUCUUUUACUUUUUGGAAAUAUGGAAAUGCUUUAUGCAAAUUUGUUAGUUCAAUUGGAGGUUUCAACAUCUUCCUAUCAACUUUUUCUAUUACAGCUAUUGCACUUGAUCGUUAUUUUCUUGUUAUCUUUCCAACACAACAACAACGUCAAAAAUUUUUUUCAAUUAUAUUAUUUGCUCUUAUUUGGAUUAUAUCACUUUUACUUUCAAUACCAAUAGUUAUAGUAUCAAGUUCAACAAUGUUUUAUGAAGUUGAAUUUUGUAAUUUAACAUUAUAUUUAUGUAAUGAAAAUGAACUUGCUUGGGAUAAGAUGCCUUUUAGCAAAUUAUCAUAUACAAUUUCUAUCAUAGUAAUUCAUUAUGCUUUUCCAAUUGUUUCAAUGGUAUUUGCUUAUACAAAAAUUGCUUCUAGAAUGCAUUCAAGAUUUGUCCAUCGUAAUAAUAUUAAAUUAAUUGGUGAAGAUGCUAAUAAUAGAAGAAAACAUGUUGCUGAAAGACAACGAAGGACAAAUUUUUUGUUAGCAUCGCUUGUUUUACUUUUUGCCAUUGCAUGGCUUCCUUUUAAUAUUUUUCAUAUGUUACUAUCAUUAAAAGUUAUUACAUAUUCUGGAACACUAUUUGCUCUUUGUCAUUUAAUGGGAAUGAUGUCAGCAUGUCUCAAUCCAGUAUGUUAUGCAUUUUUUAAUCAAAAUUUUAGAAAUGAACUUUUUAUUAUUUUACAUAAAUUAAAACUUCGCAAAAAUUCAAAUAUUAAUGGAAUUAAUAGAACUGAAUACUCAGCAACUGUCAAAAGAUCAACAUGUAUGGGUACAAAUAAUACUCAUCAUAAAUCAGUCUCAACUGUUGUUAUGCCAGACAAUAGUCUUAAAAUAUCAAUUGAUAAUAGAAGUAUCUCACAAUGUAAUCUUGAUACAAUACCAAUGGUACCAAUUUUACCACAAAUAUCUAAUACAGAAAAUACUCUUAAACCAGAAAAUAUUUUAAAAAGAGUAGGGAAAAAUGAAAUUGAAGUAUUAUUAGAAAAAGAUUAA
Molecule: messenger RNA, 1305 nt
Organism: Strongyloides ratti
Lineage: Eukaryota; Metazoa; Nematoda; Chromadorea; Rhabditida; Strongyloididae
Product: Neuropeptide F receptor
Exons: 4
Coding region: 1-1305 (434 amino acids)
Biological process (GO): G protein-coupled receptor signaling pathway
Cellular component (GO): membrane
Molecular function (GO): neuropeptide Y receptor activity
Source: RefSeq, a predicted model, not a curated record